Messenger RNA from Cucurbitaria berberidis CBS 394.84, 1580 nucleotides. RefSeq lists its product as uncharacterized. Lineage: Eukaryota; Fungi; Ascomycota; Dothideomycetes; Pleosporales; Cucurbitariaceae. Bases 348 to 1328 code for a protein of 326 amino acids. The record is from RefSeq and is a predicted model, not a curated record. The transcript is spliced from 2 exons.
UAAUUCUUCCAGGAUAGGUCGAAACGGUCGCCAACCAUGGUUCCAACCCUCAUCAUCGUUCUCCCAUGGUACUAAAUAUCGACCAUCAUGGUAUUCACACCUCGAAAUUAUAUAUUUAACAAAGAAUGCGCGCUGAACACCGCCCCAUGCUAGUUUUAAAACGACAGGGCCUCAAGCUGCACCUACCUCAAACCUAGAGGUCACGAUCAACACCGCGCUUGCUAGUGACGCUGCGGCCAAUUUCCCAUCAUCUACUCGUCUAUCCUCGUCUUCCCCUCGAUAUCCUCCGUAUAUACCACACGAUCGUUUCCUUAAGUUCACCGAUAAAUCCCAGAACAUAAGUCAGUAUGGCUAGCCCAGGUCCACUUCCACACCACCAAUUCUUGGUCUCUCCGCGCUUUCCGUCGGAGCUACUUCUCAAGAUUAUCCAACAUCUCCCAUUCGGCAGUGGAAAAAUAAUUGCCAUUCUGCGCAGCACCCAUCCACGGUUUAGAGAUCUUCUUGGCAUCUACGAGCGCUCAAUUACCAGGAGCUUUAUUGGCAAAGAACUUCGACAUGCGCCAACAGAUUUCCCAUGCGAUGGAGGUAUCGGUCUCAACUGGCUUGCGCAAUGCGUAAAGAGAUACGACGUUAUAGAUGACGUUAUGGGUGCGCUUUCCUCCGACAAGAACUGUUUUGCGGUGGAGCGGCAUAACGCUACUCUUGUCUAUACAGGCCUGAUACUGCUCUAUCGACUCAGAAGAUUUGAGGACCACAAUGCCAAACUCACGUACAUUAAGUCUCUUCAGCGCGACCCCCUGACGGCCAUUUAUCUCGCCAUCCAUCACGCCAUUUUAUCAGCCCGCUACCAUGGCUCAGGCUGGAUUCAUCAAAGUGUAUAUGGCCGCUUCAUGGACGCUAAUCAGAUCUCUCUGCGCAAUGAGCUCGAAUUCUGUUUCGCUGAAGCUACACUCAACAUCGGCGCGCAAUUUCUCAGUGAUAUGCUGCUCGAUCACAGCACGUCCGAUGCUGAGACGACACUAUUGAACUGCUACCACGAUCAUGGAACUCACGACUGGGACUGGCCGUGUUGGGGUGAUGGCGUAGGAGAGUUCGAGCCACCAAGGACUCAGGGGCCUCACAAGGAACCAGGAGCCAAUGGCAGGAGUCUGUUUACGACUCUCCUAGAGAGGUUGGCAGAGCUGAUGGGCUGUCCUUUGGAAGAGGUCGAGUCGAAGAUCGAGCAAAACACCGAUAAAAAAGAUCAUUCGCUUGCGUAUUUGGAUCUUAUGGGAAAGGCGCGGUUGUUGGGGGGACUCGAUUUGACUUUCGUGGAUGGGGAUGGGUAGUCCUACUGCUCCACAUUCAUUCCAUUCUUGGGGAGCGGCAAGCAAGAUGUCGGUGUUGGCUAGAUGCUGAGACUGGACCUGGAUAAUACAAUGUACAGUGUGUCUCAAAAUAUAGGUUAUAGACUUACGAUCUACAUAACAGGCACGGCUUGCUGGUAGACUAUUCGCUCGGCACUACGGCUCAAGUGGUUCAUGUUUCUAUAUUAUCCGGUUAGUCACAAAUGCAUUGUGCUGAAGAGCAUCUCUUGUAAA